Messenger RNA from Drosophila subpulchrella, 1469 nucleotides. RefSeq names its product metaxin-1 homolog. NCBI's taxonomy places the organism in Eukaryota, Metazoa, Arthropoda, Insecta, Diptera, Drosophilidae. The transcript is spliced from 5 exons. The record is from RefSeq and is a predicted model, not a curated record. Bases 138 to 1121 code for a protein of 327 amino acids. Gene Ontology annotation, cellular component: SAM complex. Gene Ontology annotation, biological process: mitochondrion organization.
AAAGUUAUCACUCUCUCAGCAGUCGACCAGAAAUUCUGGCAUAUAUUUUUGGAUUCAAAUUUUGAUGACUACCAUGCAGGUGCACUGUUGAAAACCGGCUAGACACAAGAGUACGAGCGAGCAAGGACUAGGACGCCAUGGAGAUGCAACUGGGAGCCAUGCUCCAUGUCUACAAGGGGGAGUACGGACUGCCGUCCAUUGAUUUUGAAUGUUUACGUGCGCUGUGCCUCCUGCGAUUCACCCGCUGUCCCAUGGACGUGCAGACCAGCUCCAAUCCCCUGCGCUCGGGCGCCGGGAAACUGCCCUAUCUGCAGAUCGGCAACCAGAAGUUCGCGGGCUAUAGGCAAAUCAAGCGCGUGCUGGAUCUCGAGGGUUACCCGAUAGACGCGCAUUUAAGCACCAAACAAAAGCAUUUGUCCACCGCCUACGCCAACUGGGUGUUCACCAAUCUGCACGCCUACUACCACUACUUCCUGUACGGUGAGCCCCACAACUUCGACACGACCACGCGGGGUCUCUACGCCAAGCGCACGCCAUUCCCCUUCAACUUCUACUACCCGUCGUCCUACCAGAGGGAAGCCUGCGAUGUGGUCCAGGUGAUGGCCGGCUUCGAUGUAAACGACAAGAUGGACAAGCACGAGGGCGACUACCUCGUCGUCAAUGCCAAAAAGGUGGUGAAUCUGUUAUCCCGGAAGUUGGGUCGCAAGGUGUGGUUCUUUGGCGACACGUACAGCGAAUUCGAUGCCAUUGUCUACAGCUAUCUGGCCAUCAUCUUUAAAAUCGCACUGCCCAACAAUCCACUGCAGAAUCACAUCAAGGGCUGCCAGAACCUGGUGAACUUCAUCAAUCGCAUCACCAAGGACAUUUUCCGCAACGAAGGCUACAGUUCCGUCAAACUCACAAAGACGCCCAGUGGCACGGAGGCGAGUCUGACGGCAUCUGAGCGCAAAUUCCUGGAUUCCGAGCUGAACACCAAAAUCGUGGCGGGAGUGGGUGCAGUGUUGGCCAUGGGAGCGUUUGCAGCAUGGCGCGGCAUUUACAACCAGCUAACAACGCGCUCCUCGACGGACUACGAUGGCAUAGAUUACGGGGACGACGAGCUGGAGGAGGGCCUAGAUUAAACGCGCCUCUGCAACGAUGUCUAUGUAUAGUAUAUAUUUUAAAAUACAAAAUGAGUGGAUGAAGCACAAAAACUGUCCAGCUUGAAAAGUUUGCGUCAACAUUAGAGGGGGUCGAUUUACUGGGCCAUGAAUCUUUGGACCAAAAGGAAUCUUAGCCUAUUCGGCAUGAAAAGUUAACUUAUUAAAUUGUUCUUAGAUUGCUUUCCGUUCCAAAGAUUUUUCUUACUAAUCGAUCUUCUCUAAUAUACAUAUUCUAUAUGUGUAAUAUAGUUCGAAUUCGUUUUUAAACUGUCUUGUAUAAUAUAGCAUUUUAAAGUCAUCAGAGCGUAAUAAAAAAAGAGUACUGAA